AUCCUCCUCCAUGCUUUUUACGUGCGGGGUAUGAUUUUUAGCAAGAAAAAUUAGACUGAAACCACGAAAAAAAAAGGUUUUUAUAAACAGGAUAAGUGUUGAAGACCAGAGAUCAACUAAAGGGGUGUGAAAUUCCAAAAUGUCUGCUUUGCUGAGGAGAGCCAGCAUGCUGCUGUUAACGAGAAUGAGGAAUCAUCCAUCAAAUCACAGUUUGAGAACCAUUUAUUCUGUAACCAAAAGGUCUCCCAGUUCAGUCAGUCACCAGCUACCAAGAGCACUGUCAGUAUUGCAUCCUCAAGUACAGGAAGUGGAUUCAAAUGGAAAAGAGCUUGAAUCAGGAGACUUCUCAAAAUUUAGAUUAUCUCAAGAAACUGUUGAGCUUCUGAAAGCAAAGAACAUUACUCAUCUUUUCCCAAUCCAAAGUGAGACGUUUGACUUCAUUUAUAAUGGUGAAGAUGUUAUGGCUCAAGCAAGGACAGGCACUGGGAAGACACUGUCCUUUAUACUACCUCUAAUUGAAAAACUCAAGUUAGAAAAUCGGUCUGAAUCUUAUAGACAAGCUCCAAAGGUGUUGGUUUUGGCACCAACAAGGGAACUUUGUAAACAGAUUGGUGGUGAAUUUGACUAUUUCAAAUCAGGUCUAAAAGUGGGCUGCUUUUAUGGAGGAGUUCCAGUCGGUCCCCAAGCUGAUGCAAUUGAAAGAGGUCUGGAUAUUGUAGUUGGAACACCAGGAAGACUCAUGGAUCACGUGGUUAACGGAAGUCUAAACCUCAGAGAGUUGAGUUUUCGCGAGGGAAAGGUUCGAUGUCUUGUAGCCACAGAUGUUGCAGCAAGAGGUCUGGAUAUCCCUGAAGUGGACCUGGUUGUUCUAACGCAACCACCAAAGGAUCUUGACAUGUACAUCCAUCGUUCAGGAAGAACGGGCAGGGCUGGCCGUAAUGGAGUAAGCGUUGUAAUUCACGGUCCAGGUCAGCAGGCGCAGUUGCGUGCAGUGGAGAAAAGUACUGGAAUCAAAUUUAAGCGCAUUACACCUCCAUCAGCAGACGAUAUCAUUAAGGCGUCUGCUUCAGAUGCAGAAAGGUUUAUUGAAGAAAUUUCUCCUGAUGUGGUGGAGAAGUUCCGAGAUUUUGCUCAAGCGCUGGUGGAAAAACUUGGAGCUGUUGAAGCAUUAGCAGCUGCACUGGCGCACAUCUCCAACACGAAAGAGAUCAAAUCGCGUUCUCUCAUAACAGGCGAAGAGGGUUUCAUCACCUACUUAUUGAAAUCUCGUUUGGAGAUGUCUGGAACAGGCUUCAUAUGGAAGGCACUGGAAACGUUCCCAGAGAUAAAAAGACAUGUGCGCAACAUGAGACUCUGUCAGGACAGUAUGGGUGUGGUAAUGGAUGUGCCUGAUCAUCUCGAAGAUUUAAUGGGGGUUGAAAAUCUUCUUAAGGAAAGGAGAAUUUCUGCUGUAGAGAAAAUAUCCGAACUGCCAGAGUUGAGGCAAAGACCGCAACGCAGUGACACGAGAGAUACGAGGUCGAUUCGCAGUUACGGUGAAAUGGAUCGAAGAUUUGGUGCAAAGACAGGCGGUUUUCGUGAAAGACGUGAAAGUUAUGGUGGACGACAGUCUUUUCGAAGAUCUUCUGAAUUUGGAAGAACGUCAGAAGUUCUGAAAAGGUGGCAGUAACGACUCAAACGAACUGUGGCUGUGAAAUUUUGGGGAGGACAGUCAGGUUUUAUUCACGCAGGGCGUUAAAUUUCAGCUGGUUCCUCCAAACGAGGUUUUAGCUUUAAAGCUUAUUAUUUGAUCGAAUUUUCCUGUGAAUAAUUUCUUUCUGAAAUGUAUCAUGUGUUCAGUGAUCAUUUCAAUCAGAUUCCUUUCAUGAAUAUUUCUUGGCUUCGUAUUGAAAGGAAUCAAGACAUUGUUGAAGGUUCAGUCCAUAUUGCAAACGCUGUUUCUAAAGUUACUAUAAGCUUUUUACUAAAAUUAUUUUACCUUACGUAAAUUAGUAUUUGAAUAACUUACUGAAAGGUGUAUGUUAUUAUUGAAAAAAAGAACUGCAAGCAUAUUAGUUUAAUUUCGCUAUUAACUUGAGCGCGACUUUCCCCACUCUGCUAGAAGCUCACCAAUAAAUUUUCUGCCGCUCAAUUCGCAGAUAA
Pocillopora damicornis (cauliflower coral) is the source of this 2142-nucleotide messenger RNA. Its product is annotated as nucleolar RNA helicase 2. Gene Ontology annotation, cellular component: cytosol. The record is from RefSeq and is a predicted model, not a curated record. NCBI's taxonomy places the organism in Eukaryota, Metazoa, Cnidaria, Anthozoa, Scleractinia, Pocilloporidae. Gene Ontology annotation, molecular function: ATP binding; RNA helicase activity; RNA binding.